ACGGACGACAUGACGUCACUGAUUGCGUGUCAAGGGAAUCAGAAGGAGUCUCUGUUUGUCCCUCUCCGGCCGGCUCUCCUGCUAGGCAAAAGGGAACCAGCCGCCAUGGCGAUGCAGCCGCUCAAGGUCUACGCGGACCGGCGCUCGCAGCCCUCCCGCGCCAUCAUCAUCUUCUGCAGGGCCAACCGGAUCGAUUUCGACGAGGUCACGGUGGAUCUGUUCAAGGCCCAACAUCUCACCCCUGAAUUCAAGAGCAAAAUCAACCCGAUGGGACAAGUGCCAGCAAUUGUUGAUGGAAGAUUCAAACUGUUUGAAAGUCAUGCCAUUUUGAGGUAUCUUGCGUCGGUCUUCCCCGGAGUUCCAGAUCACUGGUAUCCUGCGGACUUAUUUACCAGAGCAAAAAUUGAGUCCAUCUUGGAUUGGCAUCACUCAAAUUUGCGCCGCGGUGCAGUAACCUUUGUACUAAACACCGUCUUGGGUCCUUCUCUUGGUCUUCCGACAAGCCCCGAGGCUGCAAAAGAGGGUGAGAAAUUGCUGGUGCGGUCACUGAGAACAAUUGAAUAUGUAUGGCUCAAAGGUGAUGCAAAAUUCUUGAAUGGCAACCCCCAGCCAUCAAUUGCAGAUCUCAGCCUUGUGUGCGAGAUAAUGCAGUUAGAGUUUGUUGGUGAUGAUAGACGUGACAGAAUUCUGGGACCUCAUGAGAAGAUCCGUACUUGGAUAGAGAAUGUUAAGAAGGCCACCAGCCCUCAUUUUGAGGAAGUCCAUGAGCUCGUCUUUAAAGUGAAGGCACAGUUAUCAUCUGCUCCUCACUUGAAAACAGCAUCGAAGCUCUGAACAGCGAUUCACACCUUUUACCUCGUUGUUGCAAACAAAUGUACUUAUACUACAAGGAAAGAGUAAAGAGUACUUUCGUUGUAUGAAUGUAAGAAAAUCUAUCAUACUCAUUUAUAUAAAUAGUAGGUAUUUCCUGUGAUGUUUCAGCAUUUACUCAACAAGACUGAUGUAUGCAUACAUUGAUUUCAUCACGUUACAAAGCAAAAGGGGCUUAUUCCA
Molecule: messenger RNA, 1053 nt
Organism: Brachypodium distachyon (stiff brome)
Lineage: Eukaryota; Viridiplantae; Streptophyta; Magnoliopsida; Poales; Poaceae
Product: glutathione S-transferase T1
Exons: 7
Coding region: 10-834 (274 amino acids)
Source: RefSeq, a predicted model, not a curated record